Messenger RNA from Monoraphidium neglectum, 1467 nucleotides. Its product is annotated as glutamyl-tRNA reductase. Bases 1 to 1467 code for a protein of 488 amino acids. Gene Ontology annotation, biological process: tetrapyrrole biosynthetic process. The record is from RefSeq and is a predicted model, not a curated record. Lineage: Eukaryota; Viridiplantae; Chlorophyta; Chlorophyceae; Sphaeropleales; Selenastraceae. The transcript is spliced from 5 exons. Gene Ontology annotation, molecular function: glutamyl-tRNA reductase (NADP+) activity; NADP binding.
AUGCCAAGCAAGCAUCUGGAGUCUUCUAUCAAGGCGCUGGAGCAGCUGAAAAUGACAGCCGUCAACCGCUACGCCGGCGAGCACAAGCACAGCAUCAUCGGCAUCGGCCUGACCAUCCAGCACGCCCCCGUCGAGCUCCGCGAGAAGCUCGCCGUGCCGGAAGCCGAGUGGCCGCGCGCAAUCGGCGAGCUCUGCGCCUUCCCCCACAUUGAGGAGGCAGCGGUGCUGUCCACUUGCAACAGGAUGGAGCUGUACGUGGUCGCCGUCAACUGGCACCGCGGCGUGCGCGAGGUCGAGGAGUGGCUCUCCCGCAGCAGCGGCGUGCCGCUCGAGGAGCUGCGCCCCUACCUCUUCCUGCUGCGCGACCGCGACGCUACGCACCACCUGCUGCGCGUCGCGGGCGGCCUGGACUCCCUCGUUAUGGGGGAGGGCCAGAUUCUGGCGCAGGUCAAACAGGUGGUCAAAGUCGGUCAAACCUGCCCCGGCUUCGGGCGCCAGCUGACGGGCCUGUUCAAGCAAGCGAUCACCGCCGGCAAGCGCGUGCGCGCAGAGACGAGCAUCAGCACGGGCAGCGUCUCCGUCAGCAGCGCGGCCGUCGAGCUGGCUCAGCUGAAGCUGCCGGGCGGCUGCUGGGACGCGGCGCGCGUCUGCAUCAUCGGCGCCGGGAAGAUGUCGACGCUGCUGGUCAAACACCUGCUGUCCAAGGGCUGCAAGCGCGUGACCGUGGUCAACCGCAGCCUGCCGCGCGCCCAGGCGCUGGCGGUGGAGUAUCCUGGCAUGGACUUUGAAAUCCGCCUCAUGCCGGACUUGCUGGACUGCGUCGCGGAGUCUGACGUCAUCUUCGCUGCGUCGGGCAGCGAGGAGGUCCUCAUUCACAAGGACGACCUGGCGUCCAUGCCCCCCUCCCCCGCGGCCGUCGGCGGCGUGCGCCGCUUCGUCGACAUCAGUGUGCCCCGCAACAUCGCGCCAUCCAUCAACGAGCUCCGGGACGCGCCCGAGGGCCGCGCGGCGGUGGUGUACAACGUGGACGAUCUGAAGGAAGUCGUGGCGGGCAACAAGGAGGCGCGCGCGGCGGCGGCGGCGGAGGCUGAGGUGCUGCUCAGGGAGGAGCAGCGCAGCUUUGAGGCGUGGCGGGACUCCCUGGAGACGGUGCCCACAAUCAAGGCGCUGCGCACCAAGGCCGAGGCCAUCAGGGCUGCAGAGUUUGAGAAGGCCAUGGGCCGCUUCGGGGAGGGCGCCACCAAGAAGCAGCUCAAGGCUAUUGAGGAGCUCUCAAAGGCGAUCGUGAACAAGCUGCUGCACGGCCCCAUGACCGCGCUGCGCUGCGACGGCACCGACCCCGACGCCGUCACCGCCACCCUCGCCAGCAUGGACGCCCUCGAGCGCAUGUUCGAGCUGAGCCAGGUGCAGCACGGCCCGCGGCCCCCCAAGCGCGCGCAGAGCGCGCCGGCCGGCGGCAGCAAGUGA